GGGUUAAGUUGUAAUUUGUUAGCUCAGCCAACUUUCACUACAUAUUAGGGCACAUUGGUUUUAGAUUUACAUGUUUUCGACCCUGCAAUGAAAAUAUUAUACAAUUUUACCUUUGUUGUAUACAUGGUUAAGUCAAGGUAGAUUGUGCAGUCUAAUGUAGGCACAGGCAUUAGUUAGAGCUGGUCAGGAAUGGAAGUUUAGCACAUUAACAUGAUCUUGGAAUGUACUAGGUGAUGCAGAUAUUGGAGUUAGAUAUUAAUGUAUUCAUAAGGCUUAGAUGAAACGUUAGAGAGAGACAUAUGUUCGGCUCCUGAAUUCACAGUAGCUAUGUCGAUGAGUGGAUUUGAGGCGGUGUCAAUAGGGGACACGAAACGCUUCGAGUGCCAAGUCAUUGCCUUCCCACUCCCCACCAUAACCUGGUACAAAGAUGAUGUAGAAAUCACUAACAACCCACGCUACAAAGUUGGAUUCACUAGUGCUGGUGUUAUUUCUCUCUUGAUUGAGAAUGUAAAGAAGAGUGAUGCAGGGUUAUACAGGUGUCAGGCCACUAACUCUGAGGGCAAUGCCUCAACCUGUGCCCUGCUCAUUGUCAGAGAUGGUGGUGUUGAGCUGAGACAAGUCUAUGUGGAAGGACAGCAGUCUACUGCCAUACAAAAUGGAACAGAACUUGACAUACAAGAGGAGGAAAUUACUAUCAAGAAAACAGUCCACACGGAGGAAAGUUCCGUGAUCACCACUUCUGAGGAGGGAAUGAGAAAGCGUGAAGAGACAAUAAUCAUCAAUGGAGACAUUUCCACUGAGGAAAAAGUUAAACAAGAUGAACAAGAUUCUGUCAGAGCAAGAACUGAUGUAUCAGUGGAUGAAUCAACAAACUCCAAAGAUGAAUCAGACGGCCUCAAAAUCCAGGCAGAUGUAGAUGUGGAUGAGCAGAAAAAGCAGUCGGCAAUAGAAGCUUUAGAUGCCUUGGUCCUUGCCACAAGUGAGGAGUCCAAGGGGACUAAAGACAAUAAAGAAGACAAUUUGAAACUAACAACUAAUGUUGACACUAAUGAAACAUCAGUUAACAAUGUAAAUGACCAAGAUGAUAAUCAAAAAAUUACUGCUGAUGUUGAUAUAGAUGAAUCAAACAAGAAGAAUACAUCUGAUAGUCUCAGGAUAACUGCUGAUGUUGAAACAGAUGAAACAAAGAAGAAGGAUGCUAUUGAUGCCCUUGAUGCACUCGUGUCUUUAACCACAGAUGAACAGAAAUUCCAUCAACAAGAUGAGAGCAUCACUGCUGAAAUAAUUGAAGAGACUACUGAUAGACAAUCUAAUGAAGUUACAGAAAGUCAUGUUAGUGAAACAGUCACUGUCAAUGAAGUCCAACAAAAGAUAUCUGCCAUGAGUGAAGAGAAAUCUAUUGUCAUAACAUCAGAACAUGUUGUGGAAUCUAGUAGGAAAGAAGUGAACUCUGAAGUAGUGAAUGAAUCAGUAACUGAGGACUCUACCACAAAGAGAAAGUUCUCAAUGACAGCUACUGAAAAACAUAUGAAGGUUACCCAGGAGACUACAAGCAACAAGAAUAAUGCAGGAUUUGAAUCUGCUAUUGCUAAUGAAAAACUCACUGAAGACGCAGCAACUGAGAAAAUAACCAUGCAAGCAAGUGAGAAGAUGCUACACGUUGCUUCAGAAUCCACCAAGGAAUCAGCAAAGAAAGACAUUGAUGUACAACAAGGUAGCCUCACUCCAGUAGAGGAGAAAACAAAUUUUAAUUUUAUUGCUAUAACAACAGAGGAAAAAUCUGUUCAACAGCCAGAAGAGAUAACAGAGGAGAAAAAGAUGGAGUUUGCCAUAGAGGAAGCUCUCAGUGGUAUUGUUGACAAUGGAAAUCUGGUGUCACAUGUGGAAGUGACCACCAAAGAGGAAUCCUUAAUUCAUGUGUCAGAGGAUACCACUGUGUCUCAGUCAACUGACUUAGUUGAGGAUAAUGCUACACAGGGGGAGGAAGACACAAUGAUUAAAGAACUAGAUGAAGACAAGCGUGACGAGACAGUAAUUAUCAAUGGGGACAUUUCCACUGAAGAAAAGGUGAAGCAAGAUGCCCUAGAAGCUCUCAAAGCCCUAGCAGAUGUCACAGUAGAUGAAUCCUCCACCUCUAAAGAUGAUGCAGAUGGCCUCACUCUCCAAGCAGAGAUAGAUGUGGAUGAGCAAAGGAAGCAGUUGGCUAUAGAAACAUUAGAGGCCUUGGUCAUUGCCACAAGUGAGGAGUCUAAGGGGUCUUCAGAGGAAGAUGUCCCAGAGAUCACCGUGGAGACGGUCACUAAACCAUGUCUUGUAGAGGGACCAGGGGACAUUACAGUCAAAGAGGGAGAAACAAUCACAAUAACAUGCAAAAUCUCAGGCAUCCCACCACCUGAGGUAUGUUGGUUCAAACAUGGGGAACUCCUGAAGUCUGCAGACAGAGUCAGUGUUACACACAAGGAAGAUACCUAUACCAUAACAAUCAUCAAUGCAAGAGGGGAAGACACUGGGGAGUAUACUCUCACUGCAACUAACCCUGAUGGCAACAUAUGUGUGGUCAUCAGUGUUCAUGUGGAGGAAGAGGAGAAGAAGGUUCCUGAAGAGGACCUGCCUGAAUUUAUAAGCAAACCUGCCUCUGGGUCUGUAUUGGAGUUUGACAACAUCAAAUACUCUGUUGUUAUAAAAGGUGAUUCUGACAUUGUGAUCAAAUGGUUCAAAGAUGGGAGUGAACUAAAGCAUGGGUUCCAUGUUAAGAUGUACACACGUGGUGAAAGACAUUACCUGGAGAUUCCCCAUGCCUCUCUAGCUGACAGUGGGGAGUUUACUGUGACAGCUGAGAAUUCCGCUGGAGCCAUCUUCCAUGCAUGGAACCUGGUUGUCCAUGAAGAAGCCAUUGAAGACACUGGGACUGAGGCAGAAACCACUGAUGGGCAUACAGAAGACAUUGGAUCCUCCACUGCUGAUGAUCUCGCAAUUUUGGACAGAUUGGAGAACCAGAUCUCAGCUGAGUUGUCCAAGAUGGAGGAGAGAGAUGAAGAUGGUAUGCUGUUCAAAGAGUUUAUUGUCAUAGAGAGCCACAUGGAUGUGGUGAAGAACAUCAGCUUUGAUGAGGAUGAUGUUGUGGAGGUCAUGGACACAGAUAUAAAGGAGAAGUGGUUGGUUAGAAAGCAGGAUGAAAAGAAUAAGAUUGGCUAUAUCCCUGUGUCAAAGCUAAGGAGCAAGGAUUCAAUGGAGAAGGAAAAGGAGAACAAGCUGAAGGAACUCUCCUCUGGAUUAGAAGGUGCAUUAGAUCAGAAUUCACUCAAACCAAAUGAGUUAGAGUCUCCUGAAAAAUCUCCAGAAUCCAGACGUCGUGGCAAACUUUCCCGUUCUCCCAGUAAACGUCUCAGCUCUACGGAGAAGGAGGAUUCAGAUGAGGACCUUGAGAUCUUUGGCAAGAGUUUCCCUGUGUAUGUUGCAAUAUCAGACUACACUCCCCCUGCUAGUGAGAAAGAGGGGAUCAAGCUGACAGAAGGGCAGUUUGUAUGUGCCUUAGAUACUAGGAGUAGAGAUGAGUGGCUGGUGAGAACCAAGCCAAGCAAGCUCAACCCUGCCAAGCAAGGAUGGGUCCCCUCAAGUGUACUUGAGAAAAAGGAGGGAGGCGGGCAUGUGGAUAGGCGGUCUACCAGGGAAGUGGUUAAAGAGGAUAUCAUACAGAUAACAAACAAGAACCAGGAAUCUAUGGUAAAGCGCCGCUACACCCUCACUGAGCUGAUUGAGACAGAGAGGGACUUUGUCAAAGAUGUAGAGUUUACCAUGGAUAACUACCACAAACUUGUGGAAUCCAAGGAACUGCCUCAAGAACUUGUUGGUAGUGAGGAAGUAAUAUUUGGAGGUCUACCCCAAAUCUAUGAAUUCCACAAUGAGAACUUCCUCCAGGAUCUAACACAGUGUACAUCAGAUCCCUCUAGUGUUGGCAAGACCUUCAUCAAGUGGAAAGAUGAGUUUGAGAAGAGCAUACCAUAUGUACAGAACAGGAACCCUGCAAAUACACUGUUAGACACUGAUCAGACUAGAUCGUUCUUUGAUGAGUAUAACAGGUCAAUUGGAAGCCCUGAGGUGACAAUAGAACAAUCUCUUAACAAGCCAGUAGCCAGACUGGAACGCUAUCAGGUCUUGCUGAAGGACUUUGUGCGGUACACCUCACGUGCUGGGGAGGAGACACAGGAGAUAGAUGAAGCUAUUAAGAUGCUAGCUAAUGUUCUUAGAGAGGGAGAUGAUCAGUAUUUGCUAAGCAAAAUAGAUGGCCUACCAGGGGACUUACAGCUUGGACAAUGCAUAAGACAUGAGGACCUUUUACUAUGGGACACAGCAGACACAUCAGGAAGAGGAAAGGAGAGAGUUGGUUUCUUGUUAGAUGACAAGUUACUUCUUGUAAAGAGGAAGAAGCCAGAGACAGAUCAAGAAGGACCCUCCUUCCAAUUUAAGUCAGUCGUGGAUAUUAAUGAUAUCCAGUUGAAUGACUUUGUUCUUGAUGAUGAGAAGCGCUUUGAGUUGUGGUAUGCAACUUCCACCUCUGAGAAGAUCACUUUCCAAGCUAUCAAUGUCUAUUCUAAACAUGCCUGGUGCCAUGAUAUUAGAAAGGCUAUGAAGAAACUUGGCAUUGAUGAGACAGACAUCCCUGUGGAACUGCAAGAGGAGGCUAUUAUGCGCCAAAAGUCUCCCCCAGUGGCCAGCCCCAAGAAGAGAUCACCCCCUGCGCAACCAAAGAUAGAUGAGGCUUCAGAGUCUGAGGGAGGCUUCAGAAUUACUGCCACUAGUGAUACCAAUGCUGAAGAGUAUUUCACAAUGGACUCUUAUGACAGUGAUGUGAGUAGUUACCAUACUGCAACUGAGAUGGAGGAGCAAGGGAAACCUAUGUUCAAACAGAAAAUCAAAAAGCUUAUCUGUCAAGAAGGGGAAACCGCAAGGUUUGAGUGUGUGACAUUCGGUCAGCCUCAACCUGAAGUUCAAUGGCAGACCAAUAGAGGCCCUGUAGAAACAUCUGAUGCUUACCAGUGUGAAAAUAAGGGGGAUGAAUUCUCUCUCACAAUCAAGGAAGUGAAUAAAGAGGAUGCUGGUCUUGUCACUGUCAAGGCAACUAAUAAGUUUGGUUCUGCUACCUGCAAUGCUGAACUCACUGUCAUUGAAGCUCCUGUAAUAGAGAGAUCAGUAAAGCCAGAAUUCACCGAGACCAUUGAAGAUCUUCCUGAUGUUGCCCAGGGCACAACUGCUGAAUUCAAGGUCAAGGUCAAUGCCUUCCCUGAUGCUGAUAUUUCAUGGUGCAAAGAUGAUGUGUUGCUCAAAGAGGAUGAAUCAGGUCACUUUACUUUCUCCCAUGAGGAAGAUGUGUACUC
Molecule: messenger RNA, 5375 nt
Organism: Owenia fusiformis
Lineage: Eukaryota; Metazoa; Annelida; Polychaeta; Sabellida; Oweniidae
Source: the annotation of a GenBank genome assembly